Schizophyllum commune H4-8 is the source of this 1401-nucleotide messenger RNA. RefSeq names its product FAD dependent oxidoreductase. Gene Ontology annotation, molecular function: saccharopine oxidase activity; flavin adenine dinucleotide binding; sarcosine oxidase activity. The record is from RefSeq and is a predicted model, not a curated record. The coding region runs from base 1 to 1401 and encodes 466 amino acids. Lineage: Eukaryota; Fungi; Basidiomycota; Agaricomycetes; Agaricales; Schizophyllaceae. The transcript has 9 exons.
AUGGCACCACUCACUUUAGACUCGUCUAUCCUCGUCUUCGGUGGAGGGGGCACUAUUGGAUCAUCUACGGCCUUGCACCUGGCGCGCAAGGGUUACCAGAAUAUCCGGGUGCUGGACGUGUACCCUAUACCUAGCGCGCAGAGCGCAGGGAAUGACCUGAACAAGAUCAUGGGGACGAGCCUCCGCAAUCCCGUGGAUAAACAGCUCAGUCGCGAAGCUAACGACAUGUGGUUGAACGACCCGACAUUCUCCCCCUAUUUUCAUCGUACCGGACGGCUGGACUGCUGCGGGUCUCCAGAAGGAAUAGAGGACUUGCGGAAGACCAUCGAGAAGCUCAACGAUGCCGGGCUUGGGCACACCGCCGAAUGGCUCGACAAUGAGGAGGAUAUUGUAACGCGGGUACCCUGGCUAGCUGGUAAUGAGAUGCCUGGGUGGAAGGGUAUCUACUUCGCCGACGGAGGCUGGCUCGCUGCCGCAAAAGCCAUCAACUCUGUAGGCCAGGAGCUAGCGCAGCUCGGCGUGAAGUUUAGUUUUGGACAAUCUGGCGCAUUUGAGCGUCUUCUUCUCUCGGACGACGGGAGUACUUGUGUGGGUGCGGUCGCAAAGGAUGGCACGGAAUAUCGUGCCGACCGCGUCGUCCUGGCUGCAGGUGCAUGGUCGCCCGUGUUGGUUGACCUUGAGGACCAGUGCUGCUCGAAGGCCUGGGUCUACGCACAUAUGCAACUGACCCCGGAAGAGGUUGAGCAAUACAAGGGAUGCCCAGUCGUCUACAACGAGGACCUUGGCUUCUUCUUCGAACCCAACGAGUUCGGCGUCAUCAAGGUCUGCGACGAAUUCCCCGGUUUCUGUCGCUACAAGUUGCAUCAGCCGUUUGGUGCGCCUGCGCCGAAGCCAGUGUCUGUACCGCGCUCGCAUGCAAAGCACCCUACAGACACCUACCCCGACGCAUCAGAGGUGACCAUUCGCAAGGCCAUUGCUGCGUUCCUGCCGCGUUUCAAGGACAAGGACCUCUUCAAUCGCUCGCUGUGCUGGUGCACAGACACCGCGGAUGCUAACCUGCUGAUUACGGAGGAUCCGCGUUGGAAGAAUCUCAUCCUUGCCACGGGCGAUAGCGGGCAUUCCUUUAAGCUGCUGCCGAUUAUCGGAAAACAUGUUGUCGAGCUGCUCGAGGGUACGCUGCAGGAGGACAUGCGUCAGGCAUGGCGUUGGAGGCCAGGCUCCGGAGACGCUCGCAAGUCAACGCGGGCAGCCCCCGCCAAGGACCUAGCUGAACUUCCGGGCUGGAACCACGACGGCGAGAAGACGGAACUCAAGCAAGGGCCUGGUAAGGAGACUGCCCGGGCGGCUAAGGCAGCCAAUGUUCUCGAGCCCUCAGGGUCGACGUGCUGUACGGUACUGUAA